This is a messenger RNA of Cydia splendana, 1869 nucleotides long. RefSeq lists its product as uncharacterized. Gene Ontology annotation, molecular function: serine-type endopeptidase activity. The transcript has 6 exons. Gene Ontology annotation, biological process: proteolysis. Lineage: Eukaryota; Metazoa; Arthropoda; Insecta; Lepidoptera; Tortricidae. The coding region runs from base 593 to 1858 and encodes 421 amino acids. The record is from RefSeq and is a predicted model, not a curated record.
AUUUGCCUUAUUUUAAAUCGCAGAAGAUGCGGACUGAACCCAUUCCCGCGACCGCCCAUGCCGUGUUUCAGUUCACAAUAAAUUUAAAAAAUAAACCACGCUCUUUAUAUUCCACUGCAUUUAUCAGGAAAAAGACGCUCCAAGUCCGUUAAUACCCACUUAGGAAGCCCCUACGUGAAUAAUUAGAUGUUACCGGGAUUUAUCCCGCUCCGUUAUCUGUAACACGCGUUUUAAAUUUGCAAACUCAUUCUUUUCGCUUUAUUGGGGAUAAUACAUCUUGGCUUGGUUGCGAUUCUGAUUAAUGCCUUCGAGUGAAGUUGGCGCAACUUUGUCAGAGAUAGCGGAGAAAAAUAAAGGGACGUGACUAGACUAAUUCCCUUUUUACGACAAGAGGUAAAAGAGUAAUUUCAGUUUGUAAAUUAUAUUAAGCGCUCCAAAGAGGUUGACAUAGCCUGCUUUAUAAUCCAAACCAUUAGACCGGCAGGAAAAUUGAAAAAUAAAAAGAACAGUAUUCUUCUUAUAAAUCCGCUCUUGUCAAUUGCGUCGGAAUAUUUUAAACGUCAGUCUAUAUUUUGUGGAUGAUUUAGAAAAUAUGAAAAUUAAACUUGUUACUAUUUUUUCUUGUGUUAUAUUUUUGAUAGUGGGAGCUUUCGCUGAAGAUGAAAUCAAACGCGGCAUAUAUCCAUUCAUGGCAUUCAUAUAUUAUCAAGAUGAAACAAUCCUGGGCCUGGGAGGGGGCAGGUUUCUACAAGGCGCCGUGCUCGUCCGGCCUAGUUUUUUGAUAUCGUCUUCGCCCGAGUCCACCAUCUCCAAAGACCCUCUCAGCAAGACAAUGCUGGCCAGACUCGGGGCUACAGUCAUUGACCAUAAAUUUACGUUGAAUGAAGAUGAGGACGAGCAGGAACAGGAGGUCAUCCAAAUCACUCAACCUUUCGAACAUGACAGUAGCCAAUGGUGGCUCACGGAUAUCUGCCUGUUGAAGACGCUGGAGCCUCUAGUGGCCACUAACGCGGUUCACUUCACACAGCUCUCUACGAAACAGGAGGCUGCUGAUAAAGCCUGCCACAUACUCAUUUACAAAAAAAAGAGCGGCACAGACGUCCGAGUACUGACCCGUUUAUUCGUGGAAAUGCUGCCCACCUCGGCCGACAACUGCGGGGAGCACUUCGUUCAGGGGGCCAUGGCGUGUGCGGCCGACCAGAUCACCAGCGACGGAAUACUGGCGUCUACGGACUUUUGUCAAGGCAACAACGGCGGACCUCUCAUAUGUGAUAACGACGUGAUUGCGCUGCAAACCUACAUAAAGGAUGACUGCAAAGCGCCCCACUUGUAUCAGCUCCUGUCACCAAGGAAAAUGUUUCUGGAUUGUGGUAUUGAUGAGCAAUGCGGCAAAGAGCAUUGCAAUCACGUUUGCUCCGUGAUUCAAAAGGAUGCUCCACCAACACCAACCCAUAGAUUAACAGAAACAACCCCAACGGAACCGGAAACGACCGAAUCACCAACAUCAGAAGCGACUACUCCAGUGGAGCCCACCAAAACAAUCGAGGGGAUGGAAUCUACGGAAAAUGAUUCUCUCUCCACCUUGUCAUCGACGACUCUCACGACCAUUUCUACAAGCACAAUUAUCGCUGAUACUUCUUCUAAGUCGUGGCCAAAUGAGCGAGACGGACGUAAGAUGAACGAUGAGGAGACGAAUGCACUGAAUCGAACGGUAAGAGUAGAAGCGAAAAGCGCAACCGUCGACGAAGACACGCCGGAGCGUCGCAGCGGUACGCGAAGCCACGCGAGCGCUGACAACAUCAACCUAGCCUUAUUCCAGAGUCUUGUUUGCUACGUCUUUAUAUGUGUUUUGUCAUAAUUGUAUGCAUC